Lagopus muta (rock ptarmigan) is the source of this 2065-nucleotide messenger RNA. RefSeq names its product proteasome 26S subunit, ATPase 5 (gene PSMC5). Gene Ontology annotation, molecular function: ATP binding; proteasome-activating activity; ATP hydrolysis activity. The transcript is spliced from 12 exons. Gene Ontology annotation, biological process: proteasome-mediated ubiquitin-dependent protein catabolic process. Lineage: Eukaryota; Metazoa; Chordata; Aves; Galliformes; Phasianidae. Gene Ontology annotation, cellular component: proteasome regulatory particle, base subcomplex. Bases 77 to 1312 code for a protein of 411 amino acids. The record is from RefSeq and is a predicted model, not a curated record.
CCUGCGCGCGGGGGGCGGGGAGCGGAAGUGAAGUAGUGGCCAUCUUUGGUGCCGACAGUAGCGGCGCCAGGGUUCGAUGCCGGCGGAGAAGAUGGCGGUGGACGGCCCCGAGCAGAUGGAGAUGGACGAUGGGAAGGGCGGCACGGGGCUGCGGCAGUACUACCUGUCCAAGAUCGAGGAGCUGCAGCUCAUAGUGAAUGAGAAGAGCCAGAAUCUGCGGCGCUUGCAAGCACAGAGGAAUGAGUUGAACGCUAAAGUGCGGCUGUUGCGGGAGGAGCUGCAGCUGCUGCAGGAGCAGGGCUCCUAUGUGGGCGAGGUGGUGAGAGCCAUGGACAAGAAGAAAGUGCUUGUGAAGGUGCAUCCAGAAGGCAAAUUCGUGGUGGAUGUUGACAAGAACAUUGACAUUAAUGAUGUGACCCCAAACUGCCGCGUGGCUCUGCGCAACGACAGCUACACGCUGCACAAGAUCCUGCCCAACAAAGUGGACCCUCUGGUGUCUCUGAUGAUGGUGGAGAAGGUCCCGGAUUCCACUUACGAGAUGAUCGGAGGGUUGGACAAACAGAUAAAGGAGAUCAAGGAAGUGAUUGAGCUGCCAGUCAAGCACCCGGAGCUCUUUGAGGCGCUGGGGAUCGCUCAGCCCAAGGGCGUGCUGCUCUAUGGACCCCCUGGCACUGGGAAGACCUUGCUGGCCAGAGCUGUGGCCCACCACACUGACUGCACCUUCAUCCGCGUGUCGGGCUCCGAGCUGGUGCAGAAAUUCAUCGGUGAAGGUGCCCGCAUGGUGCGGGAGCUGUUUGUGAUGGCCAGGGAACACGCUCCUUCCAUCAUCUUCAUGGAUGAGAUCGACUCCAUUGGCUCCUCCCGCCUGGAGGGUGGCUCUGGUGGGGACAGCGAGGUGCAGCGCACGAUGCUGGAGCUCCUCAAUCAGCUCGAUGGUUUUGAGGCCACCAAGAACAUCAAGGUGAUCAUGGCCACGAACCGGAUCGACAUCCUGGACUCAGCUCUGCUGCGCCCCGGCCGCAUCGACAGAAAGAUUGAGUUCCCCCCUCCCAAUGAGGAGGCCCGCCUGGAUAUCCUCAAAAUCCACUCUCGGAAAAUGAACCUGACACGUGGCAUCAACCUGAGGAAGAUCGCAGAGCUGAUGCCAGGGGCAUCGGGUGCAGAAGUGAAGGGGGUGUGCACAGAAGCUGGCAUGUACGCACUGAGGGAGAGGCGGGUGCACGUCACACAGGAGGACUUUGAAAUGGCUGUUGCCAAGGUGAUGCAGAAGGACAGUGAGAAGAACAUGUCUAUCAAGAAGCUGUGGAAGUAAGGGUGAGCUGGGGGGCUGUUUUGUCUCUAAUAAAGUGCUGCUGUGCCCAUGUCUGUGCAUUGAUUUGGGUACAGGGGCUGCAGCACUGGAAGGAAUCCCACCACACACAACUGCUGCUUAACUGGUUUUAUUAGAAAAUAAUCCAAAAUAGACAAAACGGUUACGCAAGAGGCAGAGCAGGCACCCCUGAGCCAAACACCCUGGGAAUAUAUAAACACCCCCCUCCCCAUCCUCCCACCCCCCCCCCCAACCUGUGACCGCCCCCCAGAGGAAGCCAGGCUGCCCUACAAGGAAAAUGGGGGCAUGGGGCCAGCAGGGUAAGGCACUUCAGUGGGGUCUGCUGGGUGGUGCACUGUCCCCUCGGCCCCAGUGCAGUGGCCCCACGCUCCAGCCCCUUGCCCCAAGCAUCUCCAGUUCUCAGAGCCCUAAGCAGGGGGGGCCCUGCUGCCCGCAGGCUCCUGGGGACAGAGCUGCCCCCCCAUACCUCGUAUCAAGCACAGGACAAGUCACUAGGUGUGUAAAGCAACAGCAGGGGGUGGAGUAAUCAACUGAUUGUCAAGAACUCAACGCUAAAAAACUCAGUUACAUACAAAAAGAACAGAUUGGGCAGAACGAGCCCGCUGAGAACACCAUGAAUCACUGCAUAGUUUGAGGUGAUGAGUGCAGUCAGAGGAACUGAAUAUAUUAAUCAAAUACAAACCCACUGUACAAAAUGCUUUUUUUCUUUCUUCUUUUUUUUCUUUUUUUUUUUUU